CACGAGUGAAGCAGUUUCUUCUUCAGUGGACAGCAUGAGAAGUUGGAUGAUGGAGAGCAGAAACUGAAGAAACUCUAAUUUGAAGUCGUGUAUGUCUGGUGCUCUCUGUUUAACCUGCACAUAAAGACAUUAACCAAACCUUCCUCAUGGCGAGCAAUAAGGAUAUAGCGGCUGUGGGGAGCAUCCUGGUUAACACAAAGAAGGACUUGACAACACGCUUUAGAGCUCUUUUUACUCUCCGCAACCUCGGAGGAGCAGAGGCCGUGAAGUGGAUCAGUGAAGCUUUUGUGGAUGAGUCUGCACUUUUGAAGCAUGAGCUGGCGUACUGCCUUGGACAAAUGCAAGACGAGAGCGCCAUUCCUAUCCUAGAGACAGUCCUGAAAGACACUAACCAAGAGCCAAUGGUCAGACAUGAAGCAGGAGAAGCUUUGGGCGCCAUUGGAAAUCCCAAAGUCUUAGAUUUAUUAAAGAAAUACGCAGAAGAUCCAGUUAUUGAGGUGGCAGAAACUUGUCAGCUGGCGGUCCAGAGGCUGGAGUGGCUCAUAAAUAGUGGGGAGCAGACAACAGAUCGCACAGAUGAAAACCCCUACUGCUCUGUGGACCCCGCUCCCCCUGCACAAAGGAAAAGUGUCCCGGAGCUGAGGACACAGCUCUUAGAUGAAAGCCUGCCGCUGUUUGACCGCUAUAGAGCCAUGUUUGCUCUGAGGAAUCUUGGUACUGAAGAGGCUGUUCUGGCUCUUGGAGAUGGUCUUCAGUGCAGCAGUGCCUUGUUCCGCCAUGAGAUUGGUUAUGUGCUGGGUCAGAUCCAGCAUGAGGCCAGCAUCCCUCAGCUGCAGGCAGCUUUGGAGAAGAUGGAUGAGAACGCCAUGGUCCGACACGAGUGUGCGGAGGCACUGGGCUCCAUCGGGAAGGAGCCAUGUGUGCAGAUCCUGGAGCGCUACAGGAAAGACCAGGAGCGGGUGGUGAAGGAGAGCUGUGAGGUCGCGCUGGACAUGCUGGAGUAUGAGAACAGCUCACAGUUCCAGUACGCAGAUGGACUGCUCAGGCUGCAGAGCGCUCACUGAAAACUUUUACACACAUUUCCCAAAACACAGGCAAUCCAUAUUUCAGAUGCAAGUCAAAGCAGUUUGGAUAUUUAAUUAAUUUGGAAGGCAAAAUUAAAGCAUUUAUUUGACCACA
Molecule: messenger RNA, 1179 nt
Organism: Danio aesculapii
Lineage: Eukaryota; Metazoa; Chordata; Actinopteri; Cypriniformes; Danionidae
Gene: dohh
Product: deoxyhypusine hydroxylase/monooxygenase
Exons: 5
Coding region: 147-1064 (305 amino acids)
Biological process (GO): peptidyl-hypusine biosynthetic process
Molecular function (GO): deoxyhypusine monooxygenase activity
Source: RefSeq, a predicted model, not a curated record